AUGACAGACUCUACGGCAAAGCUUCCUACCGUGCGCAUUGGCACCCGCCAAUCCAUCCUGGCCAAGAUCCAAGCCGAGGGCAUCCGGGACAAUUUGCAGAAGCGCUUUCCGUACAAGUCCUUUGAGGUCGACGCGAUGCGUACUCUUGGGGACCGUGACAAGAUUACGGCGUUAUACAGUUUCGAGGGCAAGAACCUGUGGACAUCCGAGCUCGAGGAGAAGCUGACGGCGCGCAAGAUUGAUGUGAUUGUCCACUGCCUCAAAGACAUGCCCACGUCGUUACCAGAUGACUGUGAGCUAGCCGUCAUCCCCGCGCGCGACGACGCACGCGACGCCCUCAUCGUCAAGGCCGGCCUGCCGCACACCAGCCUGCAAACGCUGCCCGAGGGCGCCGUCGUGGGCACCUCCUCUGUGCGCCGCGCCGCCCAGCUGCGCCGUCUCUACCCGCACCUGCGCUUCGCCAACCUGCGCGGCAACGUCGACACGCGGCUCGCGAAGGUGGACAGCCCGGAGGGCGAGUACACGUGCAUGAUCAUGUCGGCGGCCGGGCUGGAGCGCAUGGGCCUGAAGCACCGCAUCAGCCAGUACCUCGGCUCCAAGGACGGCGGCAUCUACCACGCCGUCGGCCAGGGCGCUCUAGGCCUCGAGAUCCGCAAGGGCGACACGACGACGCUGGCGAUGCUGCGGCCGCUGGCCGACGAAAAGGCGACGCUGGCCUGCCUGGCCGAGCGCGCGCUGCUGAGGAAGCUCGAGGGAGGCUGCACGGUGCCGAUUGGCGCCGAGACGGAAUGGGUCACGGGCAACGCGGAGGAGUACACGCUGCGACUGCGGGCGAUCGUGGUGAGCCUGGACGGCAAGACGGCUGUGGAUGAUGCGUUGGAGCGGGUUAUCAAGACGAAUGACGAGGCCGAGGCGUUUGGUCACGAAAUGGCAGAGAUUCUUGUCAAAGGUGGUGCCAGGGAAAUUUUACAAGCCAUAAUAGCAAACCGGCCUGCAAAGGAAUAA
Akanthomyces muscarius is the source of this 1005-nucleotide messenger RNA. RefSeq lists its product as uncharacterized. Gene Ontology annotation, molecular function: hydroxymethylbilane synthase activity. Gene Ontology annotation, cellular component: cytoplasm. Lineage: Eukaryota; Fungi; Ascomycota; Sordariomycetes; Hypocreales; Cordycipitaceae. The record is from RefSeq and is a predicted model, not a curated record. The transcript is spliced from 2 exons. The coding region runs from base 1 to 1005 and encodes 334 amino acids. Gene Ontology annotation, biological process: heme biosynthetic process.